AUGAAAGAGAAUAUGACCCAGGAAGCAAAAAGACCACUGCUCUCAGAGGGAGGGAAACGUCCCUCAUUAGGGGAAGUGGAGGGGAUCCUGCUGCCCCAUACAACAGUGAGUAACUGGGACCAAAUACAGAAAUUCAAGGCCAAGAACGAUGAUCUUCUCAUCUGUACCUAUCCUAAAUCAGGAACAACAUGGAUUCAGGAAAUUGUGGACAUGAUUGAACAGAAUGGAGAUGUAGAAAAGUGUAAACGAUCAGUCAUUCAUCUCCGGCAUCCUUUUAUCGAGUGGGCACGUUCAUCUCAUCUUUCCGGUGUGGACCAAGCCAAUGCGAUGCCCUCUCCUCGGAUACUGAAGACACACCUUCCCACCCAACUGCUGCCUUCAUCCUUCUGGGAAAGCACCUGUAAGAUCAUUUACGUAGCUCGGAAUGCCAAAGACUGCAUGGUAUCCUAUUACCAUUUCCAAAGGAUGAGUCAAACACUCCCUGAACCAGGAACUUGGGAAGAAUAUUUUGAAAAAUUCAUGAAUGGGAAAGUGAGCUGUGGUCCCUGGUAUGACCAUGUUAAAGGAUGGUGGAAGGCAAAAGACAAACACCAGAUUCUCUUCCUUUUUUAUGAGGACAUAAAAGAGAAUCCAAAGCGUGAAAUUCAGAAGGUGAUAAAGUUCAUGGGAAAGAACCUGGAUGAAGUGAUACUGGAUAAAAUUGUGCAGGAAACAACAUUUGAAAAAAUGAAAGAAAAUCCCAUGAUAAACCGUUCUACAGUGCCCAAAACUAUCAUGGACCAAUCCAUUUCCCCUUUCAUGAGAAAGGGAGUUGUUGGAGAUUGGAAAAACCACUUCACUGUGGCUCAAAAUGAGAAAUUCGACAAAGAUUAUAAGAAGAAGAUGGAAGAAACCUCUCUAACCUUUCGCAUGGAAAUAUGACAAUAGUGUGGGUGGUGAUGACAAUGACAAUGAUGAUGAUGAUCGUGAUUAAAAUGAUAAUAUAAUGAUUUAUAUAGCACUUUUAGGUUGGCAAAGUGCUCUGCAAAUAU
Dromiciops gliroides (monito del monte) is the source of this 1031-nucleotide messenger RNA. RefSeq names its product sulfotransferase 1C2-like. Bases 1 to 921 code for a protein of 306 amino acids. The transcript has 7 exons. Gene Ontology annotation, molecular function: sulfotransferase activity. Gene Ontology annotation, cellular component: cytoplasm. Gene Ontology annotation, biological process: sulfation. The record is from RefSeq and is a predicted model, not a curated record. Lineage: Eukaryota; Metazoa; Chordata; Mammalia; Microbiotheria; Microbiotheriidae.